CAACACGGAGCGGCGGUGUGGCUCUGCGUGGACCACACACUGGAUCCAGCAGAGACCAGGAGCUCUGAAAAGCCUUGAGGCUGGCCAGCUGCUGCUCAGUCAGCAGCACAGGUCCUCCACCCUUCAGCAUGCCUUCUCCCAUCCCCGUUACCCGCCUGCUGCCCAAAGACAUUUACCCCUCCGUGGACGUGGGGACCUGCAGCAGCCCACUGACCAAAUCCUCCGGCUCCACCUUACAGGUUCCAGCUCAGCGGCUCUACGACAAGGUGUCGGCCGUGAUCCACUGGGAGCAGCUGCGCUCCGUGCAGCCCGUUGGCUCCGGAGGGUUCGGGUCCGUCUACAAGGCGGAGUAUUUCGGGGAGACCGUUGCGCUGAAGAAAGCCAAGAAGUGCACCAAGAACAAGCUGGCCUCCUGGCAGAGCUUCUGGGCCGAGCUGAACGCAGCACACCUGCGCCACGCAAACAUCGUGCGCGUCAUUGCGGCCACCACCUGCGUGCCCGAGGUUUUUGGAGACGAGAACAGCAUCGGAGCGAUACUGAUGGAGUUUGUGGGGAGCAGAAACCUGCAGCAGAUCAUCUAUGAAGGCGCGGAGCUGCUGGGGGAGGACAGGAGCUUCAGGUACUCCUCAGACAUCCUGGAAGGGUUGACUUUUCUUCACUCCCACCGCAUCGUGCACCUGGACAUAAAACCUGCCAACGUGCUGGUGUCCAGUGAGGACGUCUGCAAAAUCGCCGACUUCGGUUGUUCUCUGAAACUGGACCGUGGACAUGAAGUGAGCUCCACCAGCCCACGCCUGAGCCACGUCUGCGGGACGUACACGCACCGAGCCCCGGAGCUGCUGAAGGGCGAGGCGGUGUCUCCUAAAGCGGACAUCUUCUCUUUCGGUAUCACCCUGUGGCAGCUGCUGACCAGAGAGCCUCCGUACAGGGGCGACAGGCAGCACGUCCUCUACGCGGUUGUGGCGCACAAUCUGCGGCCCUGCCUGCAGCAGCACCGGGUGUUCCGCUCAGAGAGAGGCCGGCUGUGUGGCGCUCUGCUGGGCCGCUGCUGGGACGGGGAGGCCGGCUGCAGACCCUCCGCCCCGGAGCUGCUGCCUCACCUGCAACAGCUGCGGGGCCUGGUCUGAUCCACACCAGCUCUCUGAUGGGGUUCAGGAAGGUCUUGGCAUCAUUUUAUUGGGUGUCAAGAAACCUAUGGCUCCUGCUUGGUCCCGAGCAGAAAAAGCACCAAUGCCACCAUUAAUACCACAGUUCAAGCACACUGGUGCUUAGCUGGAAUAAACCUCCACUUACUGCGUGACACUUUAAGAAACAAAAUUAUGUUAAAGACUUCAAAAUCAGUGUCAGAAUUUGUACCUGUAUGAAGCUGAAUUCUCUCCAGUUGAGGGUGCUGUGGACGGAGGGGAUGGAGGUGAUGGCCAGCAGAGACAGGAGCCCGAGACUCAUGAUCCCAAAUGAAACAUACAUCUCUACCCUCCACACUUCCUCCUCGUUCCACGCAUUCUCCACAUUAACAUGGACCUACCGACACAGAGACGAUUGGAAUUCACAACAGUCAUUGUGGUUCACUUGCUGUUUUAAGCGUGGCCAGAUUAACCUGGGAGACAGGCCUGGGACAAAGGUAAGCUGCUUACCUUAUUGUGGUGUUUUCACAAUUUGUACAGGAACAUUACCCGACCCAAAAAUGCUGUCUGGUCGUUUGACACACUUGAAUAUGCAGCAUCAACAGAUGACAUACUCUAAGCCAAACUAUCCCAUGCAGCUAUGAUUAAACAGCAGACCUUAUGGGGUCACUGUGCUGUAAAUCAGGGGUGUCAAACAUGAGGCCCGCGGGCAAAACUGGCCCACCAGAGGAUCCAAUCCGGCCCACAGGACGACUUUGUAAAGUGUAAAAAUUACAGAGAAGACAUUAACUGCACAUUGUAAAUUUGUAAAACUAUAAAUCUAAAAUUAUUUCUAGAUUAUGACAAGUUGUUCUGAUCAUAAAGCAAAAUACUAGAUUGUUCAUUGUUCUUUUGUCAUUUUCUGUCUCAUUUUUGUAACAUUUUGUCUUGUUUUUGUUGUUUUUUGUCUUUGUUAAAGUUAAAUACCAUAUUGUUCAGUUCCAGAUACCUGAAACUAAAUGUUUUGUGCCUUUGUAGACACUCUGUUUUUCUUAUUUUCUUAUUUUUAUUUUUAAAAAAUUCAGGUUGUUCAUGAUGUUCUGUAAAAAGAUAAUUCCUUAAAUGUGAACAUUUUCAGAAUGGACUUUUUUUGCACUUAAAUAAAAGAAAAUAUUUGGA
Messenger RNA from Acanthochromis polyacanthus (spiny chromis), 2282 nucleotides. RefSeq names its product v-mos Moloney murine sarcoma viral oncogene homolog (gene mos). Gene Ontology annotation, biological process: signal transduction; protein phosphorylation; negative regulation of metaphase/anaphase transition of meiotic cell cycle. NCBI's taxonomy places the organism in Eukaryota, Metazoa, Chordata, Actinopteri, Pomacentridae. The record is from RefSeq and is a predicted model, not a curated record. The transcript is spliced from 2 exons. Gene Ontology annotation, cellular component: cytoplasm. Gene Ontology annotation, molecular function: ATP binding; protein kinase activity. Bases 129 to 1127 code for a protein of 332 amino acids.